Molecule: messenger RNA, 1189 nt
Organism: Uranotaenia lowii
Lineage: Eukaryota; Metazoa; Arthropoda; Insecta; Diptera; Culicidae
Product: farnesol dehydrogenase-like
Exons: 4
Coding region: 209-991 (260 amino acids)
Source: RefSeq, a predicted model, not a curated record
CUGUUAGAUCCGAGCAGGACCAUUUGGCGGUAGUUGGUCGUGUUCAUCCGUGGCGUGAGGUCAUUAUUACGUGCCGGAAUAUCGCGUUGAAAUUCUCCUUUCAAAUCGGGCCUAGCUUAGAAAGUUUCUCGUCAGUCCUUCGGUGGAAAAUUUCUACCUUCAGCAGCUUUAUUUUGCAAAACCAGCAGCAUCUCAAAUAACAAUCACAAUGGACAUCGCCGAAAGAAUGAAACAAUGGCAGGGGAAAGUGGCCGUCGUCACAGGUGCUAGCGGUGCCAUCGGAGCGGCCGUCGCCAAGGAACUUGUGAAAGCUGGAAUGAUCGUUUGUGCUUUGGCCAGAAGACGUGAUAAGGUGGAAAGAUUGCGAGCCAGCCUGUUCGAUGUGGCGGGAAAUCUCAACUGUGUCGAGUGUGACAUCACAGUGGAAGAAGAUGUUAAACACGCCUACGGAUGGAUUGAGAGUAUUUACGGUGGAGUAGAUUUGUUGGUCAACAAUGCAGGAAUAGUUACCAAAUGCCUCCUGACCGAGAAGAACAAUACCAAAGAUCUGUACACAACUAUGGAAACCAACAUCAUAGGUUUGUGCCUAUGCACUCGAGAAGCUGUCAAAUCGAUGAAGGCCCGUGAUGUGAAAGGUCACAUCAUCAACAUCAACAGUAUAUUCGGUCACAAAGUGCAUCAAGCCGUCCCGGGAACGAGGCCACUCAACGGAAUGUAUCCGGCCUCUAAGUAUGCUGUCACUGCAAUCACAGAAUGCAUUCGCCAAGAGCUAAUCUACUUAGAAAGCCAAGUGAAAGUGUCCAGCAUCAGUCCGGGUCUGGUGGAGGGUGACAUCGUGGCAAAUCACACCGCAGCCGGGAACGACCUCGUCAAGUAUAUGCCCAAGCUGAGGCCAGAAGAUGUGGCAGAGGCAGUUCUGUACGCCAUCACAACGCCGGAAAAUGUUCAAAUCCACGAGCUCGUCAUCAAGCCAAUGGGCGAAUUUCUAUAAUUAUACAAACUGCAUUCAUCUCGAUUAAAGAUAAAAAUAAAUUAGAAUGAAAUAUACAUUCAGCGUAGCGUAGAUAGCAGCAUCCUAAAACAUAGAGGAUAAGGGACAGGUUUUCAAACGCUUAAGAGUGCUAUUAUAUGUUUCAUAUUUUAUUUUAAGUUUAUAUUCGCAUUAAAUACAUCGCUAGAUACCAAUCGA